AUGGUUAAGUUCAUUUUAACUUCACUAAGGCCACAGGGUGGUGCUGGUGAGGGUGAAGACCUAAGGAAUGCGGCAAUGAGGGAACUGAGGGAAGAAACAGGAGUGACUUCAGCUGAAUUUGUUGCAGAGGCACCGUACUGGCUCACUUAUGACUUUCCAUCACAAGCCAGAGAGAGAAUUAAUCGUCGAUGGGGUACCAAUUACAAAGGUCAAGCACAGAAGUGGUUUCUUUUUAAGUUUACUGGGAAGGAGGAAGAGAUCAACCUUUUGGGUGAUGGAAGUGAAACUCCAGAAUUUAAGGAUUGGGCAUGGUUGUUGCCGGAACGAGUAUUGGAGCUUGCUGUUGGUUCCAAGAAGCCAGUCUAUGAACAAGUUAUGCAGGUAUUUGGUUCGUAUCUUCAGGCAGAUGCAGAUGAAGGUAAUUGUGCAGGACAAAAUGAAACCAAGGCCAAGGUGCACGUGAAGUCAACUCCUGUGUAAAGUGUGAAGUAGCUGAAAUUUUCUUUAGCAAAUCUCAUGAUAUAACAAAUUAUGGCACUUUGCUAAUUUUUAUCACUAUAUAAGCCACGUCAAAUAGAUCAUUUAUUAUCCAUUUCAAUGAAUGGUAGGGAUGUUGGUUUUAA
Molecule: messenger RNA, 623 nt
Organism: Populus euphratica (Euphrates poplar)
Lineage: Eukaryota; Viridiplantae; Streptophyta; Magnoliopsida; Malpighiales; Salicaceae
Product: nudix hydrolase 27, chloroplastic-like
Exons: 5
Coding region: 1-480 (159 amino acids)
Biological process (GO): nucleoside phosphate metabolic process; ribose phosphate metabolic process
Cellular component (GO): chloroplast
Molecular function (GO): guanosine-3',5'-bis(diphosphate) 3'-diphosphatase activity; bis(5'-adenosyl)-pentaphosphatase activity
Source: RefSeq, a predicted model, not a curated record